UACAGGCUCAGCACGACCUGCAGCACGUCGAGCUGCGUCGAGAGGUCCUCGGGCGCAAGGAGCGCCGGCUCGGCCAUGGUUGUGUGUCGGUCUUCCACACCCUGUCUUCCGGGAGAAGAGCGAGACUGCGACACGUGAUCUUUCGCGCGCGCACGGUCCAUUCUCUCGCGUUCUUCUUUUCGGCGUCGAGCGACGGCGGCGACGGCAACGACGACAACGGAGGCGGCAGCGGUAAGAGGGCGGCGAAGCACAAAGAUGGACUCGCUGACGGCCUCGCUGGCGUCUGCGGAGCUGUCUGCGCCCUCUCCGGCGGACCUCGUCGCUGCGUUUGGCCCCCGGUCGGACGCACACCGGCGCACGCUCGCGCAGAUCCACCUGGCGCAGACGGGUGUCGACACAGCGCUCCGUGCACGCCUCGCUGCGCUUCUAUCCUCAAGCAGCUCGGGGUCCGAUUUUGGCGAUGAGGAUGGAAUUAUGGCAGCACUGCGGCUCGUAGCUGCCCUCUAUGGUUCACGGCCAGACGAGGCACACGCGCUGCUGCUGCCAGCGCACGACGGCGGCCCCCUCGACGGCGGCCUCGUCGUGCGCUCCAUCGACGAUGACCGCCUCGGCCUCGCCCUGGCCGAAGUGCUGUGCGCUGCAAGUGGACAUGGGCCUUCACGCAAAGAGCUUCUCGAGCGGAACAGAAGAAGAGCACCAGUGCAAGCAAGCAAGAUCGUCGAGGUGGGCAGCGAGGAGGAUGGUGCAUCUGCGGCCGGCGUGCCCGUCGGCGAGUGGCUCAGGACGUGGGUGGACCGCGCCGAGCUCCAGGACGGCCAGGCACGCGUCGUCGGCCUCCUCUGCGCGCUCACGCUCGAGAAGAUGCGACGGGGAGGGAAAGAAAAGGAGGCCGACAACAAGGCCGUGGAGUCGAAAGAGGAAGAAGGAGAGGAAGGCGACGAGGAGACACUCUACCAGCUCGCACGCCGCUUCCUCGUCGUGGGUGUUGCGACGAAAAGCGACGAGAAAAGUGACAGCGACGAGCGGGCACGGAUGGCCAGCGUCGAGGCGCUCACCUACCUCAGCCUCGGCUCUGCGUUCCGGCAGCGCGUCGCCGACGACACGGAUCUCCUCCGCGGCCUCGUCGUCGCCGUGCUGCGCGCAUGCCAGGCCAAGCCGCCGGACACGGCGCUGCAGUACGGCGUCGCCACGGUGCUUCUCCAUCUCGUCGCCUUCAAGCCCGUCGCCACGGCCGAGGAGCGCCAGAUGGCCCGGCUGCGGCGCAUGGCCAAUGCAGAGAAGCGCGCCUCGCAGAAGCAGGCGCAGGCGAAUGAAGAAGAGGACGGAGAUGGAGAACACAACGAGCUGCUCGAGGCACCGGCGGUGCGGGCGCGCAUCAACCGUGCCGUCGAGUGUGGCGCCGUCGCCGCCAUCACGGCCAUGAGCACCGUGAGGCCGCUGAGCAGCGCACUCACCGCCACGGCUGCCCAGGCGAUGCUGGCCAUGACGACGCCCCAGGACCGGGCCCAGCGCGGGCGCAUCGUGCAGCAGGGCGGCGCCCGUGCCCUCUUUCUCCUCCUGGCUUCGUCCUCGAGCAGCAGCAGAACAACGAAAGACGACGGGGCAACGAAAAGGACCGCCGCGCAGUCACUCGCGCACCUCCUCAUCGACCUGGACCCGCGACUGGUGCUGCGCGACGAUGCGACGAGCGCCGUUGCGCCACUCGGUGCGCUCUUCAUGUCGGCGGCCUCGUCGACGCUGCAGCGCUUCGAGGCCUGCCUCGCCCUGACGAACCUCGCCUCGCUGUCCGAGGAUGUAUGCGCCUCUGUCGCGCGCUUCACCCAGCCCCUGCAUGCGGUCCUGCCCGCCACCGGUGGUUUCCGUGGCGCCGGGACUGCAGAAUCGAAAGACGGGGACAAGGCGAGCAUCGGCCUGCUCGCGCUCCUCGACGAGCGCCUCUUCUUUGAGGACAAUGCCAUGGCGCGGCGUGCCUGCGUCGAGCUGGCCUGCAACCUCGCUGCGGGUCCCCACGCCUUUUCGCACUGGUCUGGCGAGGCACUGGGCCCCGAUGCAGCGCAGCCGCAGCAGCAGCAGCAUGAUGACGACUCUGACGAGGAGCGAAGGCAGCGCUGGACCCACCUCGUCGUCGCCCUCUGCGCCUAUGCUCCGACAGCCUCUUCACAGGCAGAUCAGGGCAACAGCGGCAGCGGCGAGACGACAAAGGCCAUGCGCCUCGCGGCGGGCGGCCUGCUGGCCAUGCUGUCCGAGAGCAGCGCUGUAUGCGCGCGCAUCGCCAAGCUGCGCACCACGACCGUCAACCUGCUCGUGCGCCUCGUGUGGCCCGGCGUGCCGCCGCGCAUCCGCGAAGUGGGCGAGGUUGGAGAUGGUGGUGGUGACGACGGAGAAGAAGAAGAAGAGGAAGAGGACAGAGCAGGGGAGCGCGACGAGUGGGACGAGGGACUGGCCCUGCGCGGCCUCACCAUCCUCGCCAACGUCGCCGAGCACGCGCCCACCUGCCGCGGCAGCCUCCUCGUCGGCGCCGGCCUCGUCGACGCCCUCGAGGCACUCAUGGCCUCGUCACAGGUCGGCGACGCGGCCCAGCUCGUGGCCAUGGCGAAGCAGGUGUAUGAUCAAUUGCAAUUCAAGUAA
Molecule: messenger RNA, 2628 nt
Organism: Acaromyces ingoldii
Lineage: Eukaryota; Fungi; Basidiomycota; Exobasidiomycetes; Exobasidiales; Cryptobasidiaceae
Exons: 1
Coding region: 256-2628 (790 amino acids)
Source: RefSeq, a predicted model, not a curated record